CAUGGUGGACGCCGGGCUGAUGUGCUGGGAGGAGGGGCAACGGGAGGAGGCGGUGGGGUACUACCAGGCGGCGUCGGAGCUGGGACACCCUGUCGGCAUGUGCAAUCUCGGAGUGUCCUACCUCGAAGCUGAUCCACCCCAGGCCGAGGAAGCUGUUAGAUGGUUUUAUCCAGCUGCAUCCGCAGGCAAUGUUCGUGCCCAGUACAACCUAGCCCUCUGCUUGCAGAAUGGAAAAGGAAUCAAGCGUAAUCAACGGGAAGCUGCAAAGUGGUACUUACGAGCUGCAGAAGGAGGGAAUGUACGAGCCAUGUAUAAUGUUUCCUUGUGUUAUGGCUUUGGUGAAGGGUUUACACUGGAUCCAGUGCGUGCAAAGAAGUGGCUGCAACUAGCUGCUGAUUGUGGUCACAGAAAGGCUCUUUAUGAGUCUGGUAUUAAACUCUGUGCGGCAGGAGACAAGAUCAGGUCUCUUAUGUAUCUAGAGCUGGCAACACGCCAUGGAGAAAGUGCCGCCUCACAUAUGAGAGAUGUAAUACUUGAAUCACUCUCUCCUGCGAAUGCCCAACGUGCCCUUUCAGAUGCUGAUAAAUGGCGACCGAAAUCUCUCUCUGCCAGAAGAUGAGCAGAUGGCUCCUACCAAACACUAACAACCCCUUUAUGGGGCUGGCCAUUAACUACAUCAUUUCCAAAUCAGGCGCUUCCCAAAGGGCCAAGUGGGCAUGUACGCAUCUACUUCCUCCGUCCGGAAUUAGUUGACAUUCAAACGGAUGUACCUAGCUCUGAAAUACGUCUAGAUACAUCCGUUUGAGCGUCAACUAAUUCCGGACGGAGGGAGUACAUCAAAAUCAUCUUCAUGUCCUUUGCCUUGGCUUGCUUGUAAAUCCUAUCAUUACAGAUUGUGACGGGGAAGUUGGUCAAAUGGCGAUGAGGGACACAAAGUAGUGGAAUGCUGGGUAAAACUGUAUAGUACAGCCCAAGAAAAGCUUUGGUUCAGCUGACCUGAAGACUGAACAAUUGCAUCUUUGUGAUAAGUAGAAACGAUUGGGUGCUAGUACUACUCUUUAGUCACCAAAUGUGUGAAAGGUGUAUAGUGCUGUAUCACAGUUGAAAGGAAUGAUGCAAACUAGAAUUGCAUCGCAUCUUUGUUUUGGUGAUUGAGGAAAUGUUGAAGAUAAAUAAUAUGCUUGCAAAUGUA
This is a messenger RNA of Triticum urartu, 1192 nucleotides long. Its product is annotated as F-box family protein. NCBI's taxonomy places the organism in Eukaryota, Viridiplantae, Streptophyta, Magnoliopsida, Poales, Poaceae. The record is from RefSeq and is a predicted model, not a curated record. Gene Ontology annotation, molecular function: protein binding.